Messenger RNA from Raphanus sativus (radish), 1142 nucleotides. Its product is annotated as glycine-rich RNA-binding protein RZ1A. Lineage: Eukaryota; Viridiplantae; Streptophyta; Magnoliopsida; Brassicales; Brassicaceae. The transcript has 4 exons. Gene Ontology annotation, molecular function: zinc ion binding; RNA binding. Bases 169 to 861 code for a protein of 230 amino acids. The record is from RefSeq and is a predicted model, not a curated record.
ACGGAUGAAAAGACGGAAUUACCCCUAGGUAUGUACGAUAAGACUUGUUGAGUCGUUUUGCUUUCUCUCCGCUUUCGAGGAAUUAGGGUUCUGGAGAAAAAUCACGAUCAGGAUUUCAUCUUCGCCGCUCUCUCUCACUGACAAAAAUUUAGGCAGUUGGUAGAAGAUAUGUCAGAAGAAGUGGAGUACCGGUGCUUCAUUGGUGGGCUUGCGUGGGCAACGUCUGAUCGUGGCCUCAGAGAUGCCUUUGAGAAGUAUGGUCACCUCACUGAGGCUAAGGUGGUUUUUGACAAGUUUUCUGGGCGUUCACGUGGUUUUGGGUUCAUCACAUUUGAUGAGAAGAAAGCUAUGGAUGAAGCCAUUGCGGCGAUGAAUGGGGUGGAUUUAGAUGGGCGGACUAUCACUGUUGAUAAAGCUCAGCCACAGGGUGGUGGAUCCGGCAGGGAUCAUGAUGGUGACCGCAGUCGUGAUCGUGAUCGCGGGUAUGACCGUGACCGUAGCCGUCCAUCUGGUGGUGGGAGAGGUGGUUCAGGUGGUGGAGAUUGCUUUAAAUGUGGCAAGCCUGGACAUUUUGCGAGGGAGUGUCCUGAUGAAUCCGGCAGAGGUGGUGGUGGGGGAAGGUACAGCUCGAGAGAUGAUAGGUACAGCUCUAGGGAUGAUAGGUACGGUGCAAAGGAUGAUAGGUACGGUGCAAAGGAUGAUAGGUAUGGUGGAAAAGAAGAUAGGUAUGGUAGGGAUCGGUAUGGACCUGAUCGCAGUGGGGAACGCUCUGGAGGAGGACGAAGCAGGGAUGAUGGCAGCCGUGGAGGUUCAGGAGGGGAGAGGCAUGGCCGUGCUCCAUACGAUCGCCCCAGAGACUAGAAUUCUUCUCCAGAGGGUCAAACAAGUGGAAGGUUUCUGCUUUCAGCUCCUCAUCAAGCGGGAAGUUAGAUGGUCUGCUUUGUUGAAUGUAUUUGGAUAGCUCGAGAAAGAAGAUGUGUAUCUGUUUUGGCACCUUAAACUCAAGAGUCGGCUAAUGUCCUAAGUACUCUCCUUUUGAUAUGUUGAUCCUUUGGAAACCUUGUGCUUAGUUGGUUUGAGAUUGAGAGACACAAAUGUGCUACUUUAAGCUUAAUCGUAAUGAAUGAGUUGGUUACCCCCAA